Camellia sinensis is the source of this 771-nucleotide messenger RNA. RefSeq lists its product as uncharacterized. The record is from RefSeq and is a predicted model, not a curated record. Lineage: Eukaryota; Viridiplantae; Streptophyta; Magnoliopsida; Ericales; Theaceae.
AAAAUAAAGGGAAAAGAAAAUGCCAUUUUCGUUUCAAAACUUGAGAAAGGAGGAGGAUUGAUAGAGACAGAGAUUGAUAGCAAAGAAAGGGGCAAAGAAAGACUCAUCUCAGGAGGAGGAAGCAAAAUGGAUGAGUUCGAAUUUCAACGCAUUCUCAAUCUCUUCCCAGUCGUUCGCCCCCGCGAUUAUCAUGUUGACUCGGCAUCAUCAAGUCAAUCAACUGCUCAAUCAGCACAUAAUGACAUGGGUACAUGGGGUGGAGCGGAUGUAAAGGAAAUCCCAAUUCAAGGAACUGGACCGCAUGAUGCAUUUUGGAGGAAAUUAAGGAUGGCUGCAGAAAAGAAGGUGGGCGCAGCAGAGGCUGAAAAAUUUUGCAAGGCUUUUCAAAUAAUUCACAGGCAACUUGUUUAUGAAGAAUUGAGUUUAGCUGCUGCCAGUAGUAUUUUGAGCUCAUCACAGAGUUCUGAGGAAGAAUAGUUUCUUGCAGUUCAAUCAUUUAUGCUAUAAAUAAUCUGGUUUUGUUGGGUUGCGAUGACUCUAAAAUGUUGGAUGGCUCCAACUCUUACCUUCGCUUGGUACACUGAUUGUGAUCUCAAAGUGCUCUUUGCAUCUGUAGUUUGUUGGCAGACUCUUUAUGUUGAUUGAUCUGUUGUUUUUUUUACUCAGAGGGGGAUUGAUCUGUUGUCGUGUCGAAAUUCUGGUAAGAGGUAGCAAUUGAGAUGUUCACUUAAAAUGUCUCUUGAAAAUGAAAAUAGAAUGGUGUGAAUCUGA